Panicum hallii is the source of this 2101-nucleotide messenger RNA. RefSeq names its product dicarboxylate transporter 1, chloroplastic. The record is from RefSeq and is a predicted model, not a curated record. NCBI's taxonomy places the organism in Eukaryota, Viridiplantae, Streptophyta, Magnoliopsida, Poales, Poaceae. Bases 16 to 1821 code for a protein of 601 amino acids. Gene Ontology annotation, cellular component: membrane. Gene Ontology annotation, molecular function: transmembrane transporter activity. The transcript has 3 exons. Gene Ontology annotation, biological process: transmembrane transport.
GAUCCGAUACGCCCGAUGCUCCGGGCGCGCAACGGCAUCCCCGCCGUCCAUCCACUUAAACCCCACCCCUCACCAACCACCUCCACUUCCACCACCACUUCCCUCGCCGCCGCCGCCGCCGCCGCCGCCGCCAUGGCGUCCCCCACCGCGGCCUCGCCGCUCACCUGCCACCACCUGGGCGCCAGCGCCAGCCCCAGCCUCCGCUCCCGCCUCCCCGCCGUCUCCUUCUCCCUCCGCCACCGCUCCUCCAAGCCCAUCUCCCUCUCGCACUCCCACUCCCUCCCCUCCAAGCCCCUCUUCGCCCCACCCCCCGCCGCCGCCGCCUCCCCCUCCCGCGGCGUCCUCCCGCCCGUCUCCGCCUCCGCCUCCGCCGCGCCGGCCCCCGCCCCGCCGCCGAAGCCCGCGCUGCAGGGCGCGGCCAUCACGCCGCUCCUCGCCAGCAUCGCGACGGGCGUCCUCAUCUGGCUCAUCCCGGCCCCCGCUGGCGUGCCCCGCAACGCGUGGCAGCUCCUCGCCAUCUUCCUCUCCACCAUCGUCGGCAUCAUCACCCAGCCGCUGCCGCUCGGCGCCGUCGCGCUGCUCGGCCUCGGCGCCGCCGUGCUCACCCGCACGCUCACCUUCGCCGCGGCAUUCUCGGCCUUCGGCGACCCGAUCCCCUGGCUCAUCGCGCUCGCCUUCUUCUUCGCGCGCGGCUUCAUCAAGACCGGGCUCGGCUCCCGCGUCGCCUACGCCUUCGUCGCCCAGUUCGGCUCCUCCUCCCUCGGCCUCGGCUACGCGCUCGUCUUCGCCGAGGCGCUCCUCGCCCCCGCCAUCCCCUCCGUCUCCGCGCGCGCCGGCGGCAUCUUCCUCCCGCUCGUCAAGUCGCUCUGCGAGGCAUGCGGGUCGCGCUCCGGCGACGGCACCGAGCGCCGCCUCGGGGCCUGGCUCAUGCUCACCUGCUUCCAGACCUCCGUCGUCUCCUCGGCCAUGUUCCUCACCGCCAUGGCGGCCAACCCGCUGUCGGCAAACCUGACAGCGGCCACCAUCGGGGAGGGGAUCGGGUGGACUCUCUGGGCCAAGGCCGCCAUUGUGCCCGGGCUGCUCUCGCUCGUGCUCGUGCCGCUCAUUCUGUACGUGAUCUACCCGCCGGAGGUGAAGUCCAGCCCUGAUGCGCCGCGCCUAGCCAAGGAGCGCCUUGCCAAGAUGGGGCCCAUGAGCAAGGCGGAGACGAUCAUGGCUGGCACGCUGCUGCUCACGGUUGGCCUUUGGAUCUUUGGGGGAAUGCUGAAUGUGGAUGCAGUGUCUGCAGCCAUUCUUGGCCUAUCUGUCCUCCUAAUCACAGGGGUUGUCACAUGGAAAGAGUGUUUGGCUGAGUCUGUGGCAUGGGAUACCCUUACGUGGUUUGCCGCACUUAUUGCGAUGGCUGGCUACCUCAACAAAUAUGGGCUGAUCUCUUGGUUCAGUGAGACUGUUGUGAAGUUUGUUGGAGGCCUUGGUUUGUCCUGGCAACUUUCGUUCGGCGUCUUGGUGCUGCUGUACUUCUACUCCCACUAUUUCUUCGCCAGUGGUGCUGCACACAUCGGAGCAAUGUUCGCCGCGUUCCUGUCAGUGGCGAGUGCCCUGGGCACCCCCUCACUCUUUGCCGCCAUGGUUCUCUCAUUCCUCUCAAACCUCAUGGGCGGCCUCACCCACUACGGGAUCGGUUCUGCUCCUGUCUUCUAUGGCGCCGGGUACGUCCCGUUGGCUCAAUGGUGGGGCUACGGUUUCGUUAUCUCCGUUGUGAACAUCAUCAUCUGGCUGGGCGCGGGAGGCUUCUGGUGGAAGAUGAUCGGGCUGUGGUGAGCAGUGCCGUAAAACUGCGAGCUUCACUUGUUUUCCGUUUGUUUUGGUAGAAUGGGAGAAGGAAAACUAUCCCGAAUUUGCGGUGGCACAGGCUCCCAGUCCACAAGUUUUGUCGUCGACACGAUUGCAACCCAUUCUUUUAGUUGGUAUCGAUGGUACAUUUGUUUGGAACCUUCCUUCCGGCUAAUCGCGACGCCAGGGUGCAGUUCUACUGGCAAACUUAAUUAUAUGGAGUUAUGCACUUAUGCUCAAUGGAUCUGGGAGAGAUCAUUUCUAGAUA